AUUUCAGUCGUCUUCUUUACCUAGACGAAGAUAGAAAUUCCAAUUGCCACGUUCCUGGUGACUUUUGAGGGAAUAGCCCUUGAACGUAUUGUGAAUAUGUAUGAUUCCAUUCGUCAAUCUCUCACCUCGAAUUAAGGUCAAUUAAGAUAAUGAUCAUGGCUUUAGGAAACAAUCGUGAAUAUCCAUCGAUCAUUUCAAUUAUUCCAGUUUGGCACAACGAAUGAAUCUUUUCAAGCAACGAACUACACCGUAGUAGGUCAUCUCAUUUUCAUAUGUCCAAGGUCAGCGGCAACCAACAUUUAUAAACAUGUUAAUUGCUUCUCCAUCCAAUUCAAUUCAUAAAUCGAAUUACAUGUGUAUUUGUCGACCAGUUUCAUGUGCCAACUUGAAAGCUGACCUCAAAGCCCGCUUUUUCGAGGGACUCUGCCACCUUGUUCUUCCCCACGACCAUCUCUCUAACUUUGAUUUGGUAUGACCCCGCCCAAAGAGGUGUGACUCCUAUAGUCCUAUAGUACUAUAGUUCGGCUAAGAAAUAGUCAAUAUUCCUCACCACAUAUACUUGUAAACAUCGAUGAUAAUAAGAAAUGCUUAUGUAUUAAGGAGUGACUUUUCGUCUUUGUCACUUUAUGAUGAAGUGCGAUUGAAAAGGAAGAGGAGGAGGGGGAGGAAUAGAAGGUACAAGAGAAGGGGCAAUUAACGCGUCUUGUGUUGCUGACACAGUCAUUGAUUUCAAGUUGGUCGACCGUUGCUUGUUGGACUCCAUGUACUCGAAGUGCUUGAAUACAUAACACUGGAAGGAAUAUCGAAAAUCUCCACACCGCCCCAUGUACCUUUGUUGCCCUUGUGUGUAUUGUUCUUGUUGGCAGUUCGACACUUGGAUUUCGAUUAACUCCCAAUUAAAGUUGUUGAGUUCCGAUGGAUGAUUGACCUCAUAAGUCUGAAAUUCUGCUAAAUCCGUCAACGAGACUGUCGCCAAACAAUGGAAUGCAAGUCCGAAUUAGUAGCCAUGGAUCGUCGGUCUCCUCUUGAUUGUAUUUCCGACUCACAAGUUCUGGGUGACGGGUCGGAAACUCACAGAUCCCAACACAAAUUUCUUGGACAAUCCCGGUUCUUCGGGCAUUGAUUUCAGUCGAGGCGAGAUCGAAGAUGGGGGAGUGAUCUGUGUGCACCGAGAAAAAAUCGUGGACAAGACCGUGAAGGAUCAAAUGAAGGAAUGCUUCGUUCAAAAUGUGACCCAGUGCUACAACACCUACAUCACCGAGUACAGCGAUGGCGAGGAGGAAAAAUGCGAGGAUUUCUAUUGGAAGAGUUGUAAGAUUGUGUUUGAUCAGGUUACUUUCAAUGCCACCACUAGGAAAUGCCGACGGCCCUUGAUCAAGAAUUGCGAUGAUCGCAACAACGCGGUACAAAAUCCGGACAACGUGGUCUGUGAGACUUUCUAUGAGACCGCAUGCAACACCACAGACAUCUUUCCGGACCCAACUGAUGAGCCCGUGCCAGUCACAUUCUGCCAGAAAAUCCCAAGGAAGAUAUGCGCCCCUGAUAAUUGUCGAGUUGAGGAGGGACCCGAGACUUGUAAAGAAGAUUCGAAAGAAUCUUUGGUCCAGAAACCCGUGGAACUAUGUGAUCUUCAGCCUCAAAAGCAUUGCUCAGUCAUCAAAAUUGCAGUUCCCAGACUUUCGCCGGAGAAAAAGUGUCGCCAAGUUGAAAAAGAGAUCUGCUCCACGUCCUUGGUCAACCCUCAUCCAGAGGAGAAGACGGUAUUCAUUAAGUACUGCGCUAGGAUGAGCGAUCUCCCCUCGUCCGGUGGAGGAUACCAAGCUUCCUUGCCGAACUCGAAUUCUUUGUUCCAACCUACAUAUGGAGAUACCGUUAACUUUAACAACAACAAUAACAAUAAUAACAACCAAGUCCAGUUUGAUAGCAGGCCCUUCCAGCGACCAAAUUUGAACCCAAAUCAACAACAACUCCCGACAACCUACGGGGCGCAACAGGGAUCUUCCCAAGGCUUGCCAACUUAUGCCAAUGGUUUGAGAGGUACGCCCGGAUUUAGAAAUAAGAGGAAUAAUCCGCUCAAAGCAGGCUCCAUUUCAGUCCAGGAUGUCCAAAGACGAGUGUCCAAGAACGAGCUGGAACCUGAACCAGCCUAAUUAUUGGUUCGCAUUUUCCUUCCAAAAAUUGAAAUCUAGUCAUUCUUCAUCAUGUCACGCUAAAAUGUUGGGUCUAUUUGGAUCAAGCAGCAAAAGGUUUUAUGAGUGAUCAUAUGUCCCUUGGAUUGAUGAAAUGAAAACUCGUAAGACCAUGUCACCUUGUAUGAGAACGUUUGAUAUCAAGAUGCAGGAUUAAAUAAAACUUCAAUUUUCCGUA
Messenger RNA from Tigriopus californicus, 2367 nucleotides. RefSeq lists its product as uncharacterized. The coding region runs from base 1206 to 2150 and encodes 314 amino acids. The record is from RefSeq and is a predicted model, not a curated record. Lineage: Eukaryota; Metazoa; Arthropoda; Copepoda; Harpacticoida; Harpacticidae. The transcript has 2 exons.